AUGGAUUUAGAAUCUGCAUCCGAAGUUAUCGAUCAAGCCCUACAUCAGAUCGGUGACCAGGCCAAGGUCUGGCGAAAGCUGUCAUCGGUAAAGCUUAUUUCAAGCUCCAAUCUAGUCAAAGCCGAACAAAAACUCCAGGAGAUGACAAAUAUGCUGAGCUUAAACAAGUCUUCUGUUGAUAGAGACGCAAUGCUUAAAUCAAACACAAACCAUGAAUACCGUGCUUCAUCGCCCUUCAAUAAAGCAGAUAUCACCGAAGUUUCGAUCAUGGACGAUUUACAUACCGAUCUUAUCACGAAUAUAACACAUCAGCAUCAUCAAAAAAUCCAUAACUCUCCAAGAAUCUUUCUCUUGAAGAAUUGGGAGGUUAUUAUCCAGAAGCGCAAGGCGAGCAUCCCAUUUAGUCUUCGAGUAUACUACGUCCUAGCCGAAGAUGACGCUAUCUUCCGAGCCGUAUCCUUGGGUAAUCUCGAUGAGGUGCUGCUGUUGUUCACUCAUCGAAAAGCAUCCCCUUUUGUACGCGAUGUGAAUGGCUGUUCUCUGCUCCACGUCACAUCCUUCUUUUGA
Messenger RNA from Clonostachys solani, 567 nucleotides. The record is from the annotation of a GenBank genome assembly. NCBI's taxonomy places the organism in Eukaryota, Fungi, Ascomycota, Sordariomycetes, Hypocreales, Bionectriaceae.